Messenger RNA from Aspergillus uvarum CBS 121591, 804 nucleotides. RefSeq names its product FAD-dependent oxidoreductase. NCBI's taxonomy places the organism in Eukaryota, Fungi, Ascomycota, Eurotiomycetes, Eurotiales, Aspergillaceae. The coding region runs from base 1 to 804 and encodes 267 amino acids. Gene Ontology annotation, molecular function: D-amino-acid oxidase activity; FAD binding. The transcript has 3 exons. The record is from RefSeq and is a predicted model, not a curated record.
AUGCAGAAAGUGGGCAUUAUUGGCUCGGGCAUCAUCGGCCUUCUGUCGGCUCUGACCCUCACCGAUGCCGGCUACAAAGUGACCAUCUCGGCCUUAGCACAUCGGGAUCCAACCAGCGGUGUUCAAGUCAUCAAGGCCACGGAACACUACGACGACCGCGAAGACGAUUCCAGCAUCUGGUACAAGGCGAUCGUGCCGCGCUACCGAUGGAUCCCGAAAGAAAAGCUGCCCGAUGGAGUGAAGCUCGGGUUUACAUAUACCUCCAUGACAAUCAAUCCCACAUACCUCCUCCCAUGGAUUCAAAAACAGCUGCAGGCUCGUGGGGUGACCUUCAUCCGGAAAACGCUGAGCUCGAUCGCAGAAGCCAAGAAGAUCACCGGAGCGAAGAUCAUCGUCCACGCCUCCGGGCUAGGUGCAUACACUCUCGCCGGCGACAAGAACGUGGACGCGAUUCGCAAACAGACCAUGUUCGUCAAGACAGACUUCGUCGAAGAGUUGAUGAUGCAUCAGGGCUCGCACUACACCUACGUUAUCCCGCGGAUGUUCACAAACGGUGCCAUUAUUGGAGGCGUGGGCCAUCCCGGGAAUCUGGAGCGUAACGUUGAUAGAGAUCUACGUGCGGAUAUCCUCCAGCGGGUGAAUACGAUGACGAAUGGCGGUCUUGCGGCGGUCGAUCUGGAGAAGGAUGUUCAGAAGGAUAUCGUCGCGUUUCGGCCGGGGAGGAAAGGAGGAUGUCGACUCGAAGCCGAGGGGGAUGUCGUGCAUGCCUACGGAUUUGCUGGCCUGGGGUAUAUUUUCAGCUAG